GUUUAGGCUCCCUCGCUUGGUUCGAAACCACACAGUCCACAAUGUCAAAGGCCGCCAAGAAGAAGUCAAGCAAGAAGGCCAGGUCUGGAUCCGAAGUCGCUUCAUUCGAUCAGAAGACGAUCAAUGAAUUCAAAGAGGCUUUCAGCAUUAUGGACCAGAACAAAGACGGAAUCAUCGACAAGAAUGACCUCAAGGACUUGUACGCCAUGAUGGGACAAAUCGCUUCUGAUUCACAAAUCGAGAGCAUGAUCAAGGAAGCUCCAGGACCAAUCAACUUCACCGUCUUCCUUACGUUAUUCGGAGAGCGAUUGACAGGAACUGAUCCCGAAGCCACGAUCGUCGGUGCAUUCGCCAUGUUCGACAAGAAGGACAGUGGGAAGAUUAAGGAGGAAGAUUUGAUAAAGAUCCUGCAAAACAAGCGAGGAGAGCCUCUCGAUGAUGAUGAAAUUAAGGCUAUGUAUAAGGGCAAACCUCCAAUUGAGAACAACGAAGUCGACUACAAAGCGUUUGCUCACCUCAUCACCACUGGUGCUGCAGAAGAACUUACAGCUGCAUAAGACUUCAACUUCUGUCAACGAAAAGAAUAUCAUUCUAAUGCCAGUCUACUCCUCAAAAAUCAAAAGAUGUUUAGAGAAAGAGUUCGAUUCGCAUUAAACCCAACUCGCCGUUGCAGAAUAAAGUUGAUUGUUUGAUUUAUGGAUUUGAAUUGUAUAGAAUACAUCAUACCUCGAUAAAACAUUGG
This is a messenger RNA of Cylicocyclus nassatus, 742 nucleotides long. Lineage: Eukaryota; Metazoa; Nematoda; Chromadorea; Rhabditida; Strongylidae. The record is from the annotation of a GenBank genome assembly.